Daucus carota subsp. sativus is the source of this 985-nucleotide messenger RNA. RefSeq names its product ethylene-responsive transcription factor 4. Gene Ontology annotation, molecular function: DNA-binding transcription factor activity; DNA binding. The record is from RefSeq and is a predicted model, not a curated record. NCBI's taxonomy places the organism in Eukaryota, Viridiplantae, Streptophyta, Magnoliopsida, Apiales, Apiaceae. Bases 119 to 757 code for a protein of 212 amino acids. Gene Ontology annotation, biological process: regulation of DNA-templated transcription. The transcript has a single exon.
UCUCCAUCUAUAUAUACACGCACUUCACACACAUUUCUCCACCACCUCUCCUCCAUUCUCUCCCCUAAAAUAUCGCACCCUCAAAGAUCAAAUUAUUCAAUCAAAUUUUUAACUAAAAAUGGCUCCCAAGGAAAAGACGGCGCCACCAUGCAAGAAACAGACCAACGUCGACGAAGUACAUUACAGAGGUGUCCGAAAGCGCCCCUGGGGAAGAUACGCCGCGGAGAUUAGAGACCCGGGGAAGAAAACUAGGGUUUGGCUGGGGACGUUUGAUACGGCGGAAGCGGCGGCGCGGGCUUACGACGCUGCCGCUCGCGGGUUUCGCAACAACAAGGCGAAGACGAAUUUUCCGACCCCCGAUGAAAUAAUGAACGUGAGCGAUUUCAAGAAGAUCGAUACGAGUAAGAAGGUUGGGAAUGAGUAUGAUGUGAAGCAGAGCCAGAGUCCGACGAGUACGCUGGAGUCGUCGAGUCAGGAGCGGUUUUUGUCGUUGGAUCUUAACGUUGCCGCGGACGGGUUCGGGUCGGGUUAUGGGUCCGGUUUCGGGUCACCGAUUUUGUACCCGUUUCAAAUCCAGCCGGUUCAGAUUUUUGGGUUUGUACCGGCGGCGGGUUACCGGAGCUCCGACGGGUCGGGUUUUAGGGUUAGCAGUGGGUCCCAGAGUGAUUCGGACUCGUCUUCGGUGGUUGAUGUGAAUAUGAAUCGGAGAGGGAUUAUGAUUGAUCUGAACGAGCUUCCGCUGCCUGAAUAUUUUUGAAUAAAACAGGGACGUCGUCGUUUUGAUUCUAUAUGAAAAUUUGGUUGUUAACUUGUAAUUUUAGUGAUUUUAUUGUAGUAUUUCUAGAAGACAAGGCUGUGAUCUUUUUUUGCGACGGCAAGAGAUUCUGUUGAGAAUUUCCGACCGUUUGUUUCGAGAUUCACCUGUAAUUCUUCUAUUGACAACUACUGGUGAUGAUUAUUAUAUUAAUAAAAUUUGUUUGUAAAA